AUGGGACUCUCCAAGACCAACAGGAUCAUCAUCCUGUUGGUGAUUGACUCUGCUUUUUUUCUGCUAGAGCUAAUUACUGGCUAUGCCGUCCACUCCCUUGCUCUGGUCGCCGACUCCUUUCACAUGCUCAAUGAUGUUUUGUCGCUUUGCGUCGGUCUCUGGGCCGUCAAGGUCGCCAAUCGCGAAACGAAUUCGAAGAUGUACACCUACGGCUGGCAACGAGCGGAAACUCUUGGUGCGCUCGUCAACGGCGUUUUCUUGGUCGCCCUUUGUCUUUCGAUCUUCCUAGAAGCCAUCCAGCGAUUGGUGGAGCCUCAAGAAGUCCAAAACCCCAAGCUGGUUUGCAUCGUCGGUUGCUUUGGACUUCUCUCCAACAUCCUUGGCUUGGCACUUUUCCACGACCACUCUCACGGCGGACACGGUCACGACCACGGUGAAGGUGCUGAGCAUGACGAGGAGGAUGUUGAGCAGGGACACGGCCAUGGUCAAAGCCACGUGAAUGAAGGUACGCCCUUCCUGGCCUCGGACCAGGGAGAUGUGAACGCCACGCUGGCCAAGAGUAGCCAUGGAGCUUCUGGUCUUGAGACUGGGCCGAAUGGACUCAUUCACUCGUCUACCGACCCAUCUUCCCCUUCACGCAAGCGCCGAGUGACCGACUCGCAGAGCCGCGGCUCUCGCCGAUACAGCACCUCUCUGGCAAAUGUCGAGGAUAUAUACGUGCACCCAGCUACCCUGCGACAGGACAUUAUUGCCGCCAGCCGUGGUGGUUUCGACACUGAGCAGUCCUCCGACACUGACAGCCGUGAGGGUGAAGUGCCAACCGAGCGAUCCGGUCUUUUGCGCAACCGCGACCGUGCUUCAAACUACACCGAUGAGAACGGCGUCCCCUUUACAGUCCCAGACCAUGCCGCUGAAGAAGACGUUCACAAGAGUCAUAACCAUGCUCAGCCCAAGCCUAAGGGCCAAAAGGGCGGCCACGGCCAUGGUCACGGCCACGAUCUCAACAUGCGCGGUGUCUUCCUGCACGUCAUGGGCGACGCGCUUGGCAACAUUGGUGUUAUUGCUUCUGCCUUGAUCAUCUGGUUGACCGACUACAAGUGGCGGUUCUACGUCGAUCCCGGUAUCUCUCUGGUCAUCACGGUCAUCAUUCUUGCCUCGGCCAUCCCGCUUUGCAAGGCUGCCUCGCGCAUCCUUCUUCAGGCCGCGCCCCAGGGCAUGAGCGUCGACCACAUCAAGGAGGACAUUGAGCGUCUUCCCGGCGUUAUCGGAACCCAUCACCUCCACGUCUGGCAACUGAAUGACACCAAGCUGGUUGCUUCCAUCCAUAUCCAGGUCGACACGGAAAUCAAGGGCGAGGGCUCGGAGCGGUACAUGCGCCUGGCGCGCCAGGUGCGCCGCUGCCUGCACGCCUACGGCAUUCACUCUUCCACCAUCCAGCCCGAGUUCACUCCCGAUAGCGAUACUGAGGACAACCAAAACAAUGGCCAGGCAUCUUCGUCCCGCGCCGGCAACGAUGACCCCAGCCACUCCAGCCGUGCGGCCAGCGUUCGCGAGGGUGACUCUCACGCCUGCCUCCUGGAGUGCGAUGACAACUGCGCCCGUGUUGGCCAGUGCUGCCCCAAAAAGUCCACUUGA
Messenger RNA from Penicillium cataractarum, 1635 nucleotides. RefSeq names its product cation diffusion facilitator family transporter. The record is from RefSeq and is a predicted model, not a curated record. NCBI's taxonomy places the organism in Eukaryota, Fungi, Ascomycota, Eurotiomycetes, Eurotiales, Aspergillaceae. Bases 1 to 1635 code for a protein of 544 amino acids. The transcript has 4 exons. Gene Ontology annotation, molecular function: zinc ion transmembrane transporter activity. Gene Ontology annotation, biological process: zinc ion transmembrane transport; intracellular zinc ion homeostasis. Gene Ontology annotation, cellular component: membrane.